UCUGCCGUUGGCCGGCAGCAGGGACGCGUUGCCGGCGGAGGCGGGUGUGGAGCUUGCUGAUUGGCGAGGCGGGAUGCCAUUGCCGGGCGGGAGCGGCGCUGGAAGGCGGAAGUGGAGCAUGGCGGCGGGUGCGGGCGUGCUGCGAGUGUUGCUGUUGGUGGUGGCCGGCCCGCUUCUGGCCCCCGCCGAGCUUACGGAUGGCAACAGCGAGCACCUGAAGCGGGAGCACUCGCUAAUGAAGCCGUAUCAGGGCGCAGGUUCCGCAGCGAUGCCGCUAUGGGACUUCCAGGGCAGCACCAUGGUCACCAGCCAGUACGUGCGCCUGACACCCGACGAGCGCAGCCGACAGGGCUCCAUCUGGAACCGCGUGCCCUGCUUCCUCAAGGACUGGGAGCUUCAUGUCCACUUCAAGAUCCACGGAGCCGGCAAGAAGAACCUGCACGGGGAUGGCCUGGCACUGUGGUACACACAAGAGCGCCUAGUGCCAGGUCCUGUCUUUGGCAGCAAGGACAACUUUCAUGGACUGGCUAUUUUCCUUGAUACAUAUCCCAAUGACGAAGCGACAGAGCGUGUGUUCCCCUAUAUCUCGGCGAUGGUGAACAAUGGCUCCCUGACAUACGACCACAGUAAGGAUGGGCGCUGGACGGAGCUGGCAGGGUGCACUGCUGACCUUCGGAACCAGAACCACGACACUUUCCUCGCCAUUCGGUACUCCCGGGGCCGCCUGACGGUGAUGACUGAUGUGGAAGACAAGAAUGAAUGGAAGAACUGCAUUGACAUUGCAGGAGUUCAGCUGCCAACUGGCUACUUCUUUGGUGCUUCUGCUGGCACUGGAGAUUUGUCUGACAACCAUGAUAUUAUCUCGAUGAAGCUAUUCCAGCUCAUGGUGGAGCAUCCUCUAGAAGAUGAAACAGUUGAUUGGACCAAGAUUGAGCCUAGUGUCAGCCUCCUUAAAUCACCCAAAGACAAUGUGGAUGACCCAACAGGUAAUUUCCGAAGCGGGCCCCUGACAGGCUGGAAAGUGUUCCUGCUCCUGCUGUGUGCGCUGCUGGGCAUCAUCGUCUGCGCUGUGGUGGGAGCUGUGGUCUUCCAGAAACGCCAGGAGCGGAACAAGCGUUUCUACUAGAUGGAGACCUGGGCUGUGGCUUGUGCCCAAACCCAUCUUUUCUAUGGGAGAGCUAUAAAAACUGUGGUUUCUAAAAGCUGUUUCUGAGAAAUAUCAGAAGUAUUUUCUUACCUGUCUGUGUGGCUGUAACCCCUGCCUGGCCCUUGGUGUCUGGUGAGUUGAACCAAGGGAGACAAUGGCCACUGGGCCCCCCACCAUGCUGCAAUGCAGGAGCAUAUGGAUCCUGCUCCCUUGUUUUACCAUUGCUGUCCCUGCCAGAUGGAACCUGCCACGCUGACUGUGGUUGGGAGCAAGUGGCAGCCGUGGAUGUGAAUGUGAAGGUGCUGUGGGGCGGGGGCUGUGAGCCGGGCAUUAAAGGACUGACAACA
Molecule: messenger RNA, 1494 nt
Organism: Pogoniulus pusillus (Red-fronted tinkerbird)
Lineage: Eukaryota; Metazoa; Chordata; Aves; Piciformes; Lybiidae
Gene: LMAN2
Product: lectin, mannose binding 2
Exons: 8
Coding region: 74-1126 (350 amino acids)
Biological process (GO): endoplasmic reticulum to Golgi vesicle-mediated transport
Cellular component (GO): endoplasmic reticulum-Golgi intermediate compartment; endoplasmic reticulum membrane; COPII-coated ER to Golgi transport vesicle
Molecular function (GO): D-mannose binding
Source: RefSeq, a predicted model, not a curated record